AGGUUGGAUUUCAAUCGAACUCUAUUCAUUUCAAUUUAUUUUGGACCAGAGUCCUGAGAUUGCAAAAGCUAUUGAUCAGUCAAGAAACUACGUUAUUCAAGUCAAGAAGUUGGACAUUCCGCCGUUUGCUGGGUCCAGUGCGAUCCUUUUUGCGCAGAUUGUCUAUUAGAUUGUGAGAACGCCGGCCUGAACGAAUUCCAAACCUUUUUAUGACCUUAACAUAUGCUGCACGCAUCUCAGCGGUUAAAGCCUAGGUGAACGAAAAUAGAUAAAUAUACAGAGAACACCAGCGCAAACUACUUAAAGGUGUCGGCUUCAUCGAAACAGAGGAUAUAUUUUUUACCUCUGGAUAGCGGGCUAAAAGUAACGCUCACAACUAAGUUGGAGGCUUCCGAAUGCAGCUUUAGUAAAUGAUUACGGAUAUGAAAAUGUGUUGAUUAACGGAACCAAAUGCUUCAAUGCCUCUUCGCACAUAGACGGUUCACUCCACGGGGAAGAAGAUAUUCGAAAUAGCGCUCGACGAGGAGAGAUACUUCGACAUACUGUAAAGACACCAUAUGUAUAUAAUGAUAUCAACUGACCAAGUAGAGGGAUGUGAUACUUGGACAAGAAAUAUCAGCCGCUAGAAAAAACAAAGAAUUUUACACGUGCUACAAAACAACUGACGAUGAAUCAGGUGCAUUUGCUGCUGACUUUGUUGGUUGGGGUUAUUUACUUUCAAGAACUGGAAGGCAACCCCGAUGCCCGUAGGCUGUACGAUGAUUUGUUCAGAAAACGAAAGUACAAUAAACUCAUCCGUCCAGUAGGCAACAACACGGACAAACUGACGGUCAAAUUGGGAUUGAAGUUAACUCAGCUCAUAGAUGUGGAUGAAAAGAACCAAAUAAUGACAGUGAACGUUUGGUUGUUGCACGAAUGGAACGACACUAGCCUGCUCUGGAAGCCUAUCGAAUACGGAGGAGUUAAAAAAUUAUUUGUUCCAGUUGGUGAUAUUUGGAAACCCGAUAUUGUGCUCUACAACAAUGCGGAUGGCAACUAUCAAAUUACAAUUAUGACCAAAGCGACAGUUUACCAUUAUGGGAGAGUCAAAUGGGAACCACCUGCAAUCUAUAAAAGCUACUGUCCGAUCAAUGUAGAGUUCUUCCCAUUUGACGAACAGAAUUGUCAUAUGAAGUUCGGAUCUUGGACAUACGACGGAUUCCAAGUGGAUUUAAAACACAGAGAGCAUCCGGAUAUCCAGGACGACAUCCGGAUUGAGAACGGAGUCGACGUGUCUGCGUACUCCAGGAGUGUGGAGUGGGAUUUGAUGGACGUGCCGUUUUCAAGGAAUACAAAAUAUUACCCUUGUUGUCCUGAACCAUAUCCUACCAUCACAUAUAACAUCACAAUUCGCAGGAAGACUCUUUUCUAUACUGUCAAUCUAAUUAUACCCUGUGUGGCCAUAUCAUUCCUCACAGUGUUAACAUUUUAUCUGCCAUCACACAGUGGAGAGAAAAUCACACUUUGUAUUUCCAUUUUGCUGUCUUUGACUGUGUUCUUCUUGCUGUUGGCAGACUUGAUUCCCCCGACGUCUCUGGUGAUCCCACUAAUCGGGAAGUAUCUGCUUUUUACGAUGAUCCUUGUGUCGUUAAGUAUCAUAGUGACAGUGAUGGUUCUGAACGUCCACUUCCGGUCCCCUGCCACUCACAAAAUGUCUCCUUGGGUGAAGAAAGUGUUCCUGUCCAUCUUGCCUCGUCUGCUGCUGAUGAGAAGGCCAAAACUAGAUACGGACAAGGGGGCAAAGGUACCCGUGGGCGCUGUAAACGGCGUUAGUGCCAAAAGUCCUUACACUGCCGAUACCUACGAUAACUUGCCCGGUAACCCCAGUGAUCCUCUGCUUGAAGAUUCGGACGCGGCUUUACUGAAGUACCCGUGGCCCGUGCAGCGUGCCCUGCAGGGAGUGAAGUUCAUCGCAGAUCACUUGAAGUCUGAGGAUCAGCAGCAUAGCGUUGAAGAAGACUGGAAAUAUGUUGCAAUGGUUUUGGACAGACUAUUCCUGUGGAUCUUCACGCUCGCCUGCUUGGUGGGAACUCUUGGUAUCAUUUUGCAAGCACCCACCAUGUACGAUGGCAGAACCCCGCUCAACAUUGCAAACAGCGACGACUAUCAAUAGGGCUUCGCGCUGCGGGCCAAUGACUUUUUAAUCAUCUCAUUGAACAUUUUAAAUCCCAUAUGGAGCACACCAGACUUUGCAUGUUGUUAUGGUGUUUUAACUAGUCAGACAUUUUGAUGUUAACUUUUAGAAUUGCGGGUCUGAGAUUGAAUUUAAUUUAGAAAAUUGAUUUGAAAUGGUCGAGUGGUGUGUGGCGAAUUAGGUCUGGAUUCAAAUGUAGAUCUAGUAAGUAUGUAAAUGUAGAAGCCGUAAAAAAGUUGGUAACUAAGCGGGUUACGGAAUUUCUUAAAUUGCAUUUCCCGGUGCUUUUAUUUCCAAGAAAUACGAGGGGUUAAUGUAAAUCCAACGCCGGUGAUUAUGAAACGCACUUGCUGUCGGUGUUUCAGUGCUGGUU
Lingula anatina is the source of this 2546-nucleotide messenger RNA. Its product is annotated as acetylcholine receptor subunit alpha-like 1. Gene Ontology annotation, biological process: monoatomic ion transmembrane transport. Lineage: Eukaryota; Metazoa; Brachiopoda; Lingulata; Lingulida; Lingulidae. The record is from RefSeq and is a predicted model, not a curated record. Gene Ontology annotation, cellular component: postsynaptic membrane. Gene Ontology annotation, molecular function: acetylcholine-gated monoatomic cation-selective channel activity; transmembrane signaling receptor activity.